GCGUCCACCCGGCGGCCCGGAUCCUUUCCGGGGUUUCGGAGCAGUAACGACGUUUAGUUCCUCCGUGGCCCCCGCGCGCUUCCCAAGCCCCAGCGGAGGUGGGGAGAGCGCGGAGCCGGGCCCCAGCCGGGGAGGGGCUUCGAGGGGGCGGGGCCCCGGAGGGGCGGGGCUCCACCGAGUUCCGGAGUCGAGUAGCUGCCUGGGCCGGAGCGGAGAUGCAGCCGCCGCCCCGAAAAGUGAAGCCGGCCCAGGAGGUGAAGCUCCGUUUCCUGGAGCAGCUGAACAUCCUCCAGACCCGGCAGCAGAGAGAGGCGGAGCUGCUGGAAGACAUCAGAUCCUACAGCAAGCAGAGGGCAGCCAUUGAGCGGGAGUAUGGGCAGGCACUCCAGAAAUUGGCUGGGCCAUUCCUGAAGAGAGAAGGGCACCGGAGUGGGGAGAUAGACAGCAGGAUGGUGUUUGGUGCCUGGCGCUGCCUGCUGGAUGCCACCGUGGCUGGGGGCCAAGCCCGGCUCCAGGCGUCUGACCGGUACCGUGACCUGGCAGGGGGCACAGGGCGGAGUGCCAAGGAGCAGAUGCUUAGGAAGGGAGCAGAGAGCCUCCAGAGGGCCCAGGCAGAGGUGCUGCAGUCUGUCCGGGAGCUGAGCCGAAGUCGGAAGCUGUAUGGGCAGCGGGAACGCGUGUGGGCCUUGGCACAGGAGAAGGCGGCUGAUGUCCAAGCCAGGCUGAACCGAAGUGAUCAUGGGCUGUUCCACACUCGGACCAGUCUCCAGAAACUCAGCACCAAGCUGUCCGUCCAAUCGGCCCAGUACUCCCAACAGCUGAGAGCAGCCCGAAAUGAGUACCUUCUCAACUUGGUGGCCACCAAUGCCCACCUUGACCACUACUACCAGGAGGAACUGCCAGCCCUGCUCAAGGCCCUGGUCAGCGAGCUGCUGGAACACUUGAGGGACCCCCUGACCUUACUGAGCCGCACUGAACUGGAAGCUGCAGAGAUGGCCUUGCAGCAUGCCCGCCGGGGGGGCCAGGCAACCUCCCAGGUAAGCUGGGAGCAGGAUGUGAAGCUCUUUCUUCAGGAGCCCGGAGCGUUUUCCCCCACACCACCUCAGCAGUUUCAGCCAGCAGGGACUGACCAGGUGUGCGCCCUGGAGCUGGAAGGGGAUGCAGGAGGCGCCACUGGGGAGAGUGGCCUGGAGAAAGAGGUUCAGCGCUGGACGAGUCGAGCUGCCCGAGACUACAAGAUCCAGAACCAUGGGCAUCGGGUGCUGCAGCGGCUGGAGCAGAGGCGGCAGCAGGCUCCAGAGCGGGAGGUUCCAGGCAUAGAACAGCGGCUGCAGGAAGUGAGGGAGAGCGUACGGCGGGCACAGGUGAGCCAGGUGAAGGGGGCAGCCCGGUUGGCCCUGCUGCAGGGGGCUGGCCUGGAUGUGCAGCACUGGCUGAAGCCAGCCAUGACACAGGCCCAGGACGAGGUGGAGCAGGAGCGACGGCUCAGUGAGGCCCGGCUGUCCCAGAGGGACCUCUCCCCCACGGCUGAGGAUGCUGAGCUCUCUGACUUUGAGGAAUGUGAGGAGACAGGCGAGCUCUUUGAGGAGCCUGCCCCUCCAGCCCUGGCCACCAGGCCCCUCCCCUGUCCUGCCCAUGUGGUGUUUGGCUAUCAGGCAGGGCGUGAGGAUGAGCUGACCAUCACAGAGGGAGAGUGGCUGGAGGUCAUAGAGGAGGGAGAUGCCGAUGAAUGGGUCAAGGCUCGGAACCAACACGGUGCAGUAGGCUUUGUCCCUGAGCAGUAUCUCAACUUCCCGGACCUCUUCUUCCCCAAGAGUGGCCACAACAGUGAUAAUCCCUCUGGGACAGAACCCACAGCAUUCCUAGCCCGUGCCCUGUACAGCUACAUGGGACAGAGUGCAGAGGAGCUGAGCUUCCCCGAGGGGGCGCUCAUCCGCCUGCUCCCCCGGGCCCAGGAUGGAGUGGAUGACGGCUUCUGGAGGGGAGAAUUUGGAGGCCAUGUUGGGGUUUUCCCCUCCCUACUGGUGGAGGAGCUGCUUGGCCCCCCAGGGCCACCUGAACUCUCAGACCCUGAAGAGGUGCUGCCAUCUCCUUCUCCUCCCAGCUUCUCUCCUCCUGCUCCCACCUCCGCUUUGGAUGGACCCCCUGCACCUGUCCUGCCUGUGGACCAAGAUCUGGAGUGCCCUGGACCCCUGGACACGAUGGCACCUCGACUCAGGCCGAUGCGUCCACCACCUCCCCCACCAGCUAAGGCCCCGGAUCCUGGCCACCCGGAUCCUCUCACCUGACGCCAGGGGAUCACUGCCCCCCAGUGGUGCUGCUGCCCGUAACUCCACGCUGUCAGAGACUAUCCCCUCAAUGACCUGGAGUGUCACAGCCAAAAGCUGGAAUCUCCCCCAUUACCGCUCUCACUUCCCAGGAGUAGAAACUUCCCCUCUCCCUAUUUCUGGGACUGGAACUUCCUCCUUUUUCCCCAUCACCCACCUGCCAUCUCUAGGCCUGAAGUAUCCCCUUUUCUUCUGCCACCACCCCAUCUCUAGGGUGGCUAAAUACCCUGAAAUCUCUGGGGCUGGAACCCAUUCAGAAAAGUCUCGAGUGGCUCCAACCCAUUUGGGUCUCCACCCUGACCCACCCCACUCCAGAUGCCGGGUCACUGGGGUUGGGGGCUGGGACAGGGGCGGUCCUGUUAGAAGGAGCUGAAGCCGGUAUGCGAAGCAGCUGUAAUCGUCUGUGCGGAUUUAUUGACAGUGAAUAAAGGACACGAAGCCCAA
This is a messenger RNA of Manis pentadactyla (Chinese pangolin), 2771 nucleotides long. It is a transcript of the gene FCHSD1, whose product is annotated as FCH and double SH3 domains 1. Gene Ontology annotation, cellular component: neuromuscular junction; recycling endosome. NCBI's taxonomy places the organism in Eukaryota, Metazoa, Chordata, Mammalia, Pholidota, Manidae. Gene Ontology annotation, biological process: regulation of actin filament polymerization; neuromuscular synaptic transmission. The transcript has 20 exons. The record is from RefSeq and is a predicted model, not a curated record. Gene Ontology annotation, molecular function: protein binding. The coding region runs from base 216 to 2288 and encodes 690 amino acids.